Fusarium graminearum PH-1 is the source of this 699-nucleotide messenger RNA. RefSeq lists its product as uncharacterized. Lineage: Eukaryota; Fungi; Ascomycota; Sordariomycetes; Hypocreales; Nectriaceae. Gene Ontology annotation, molecular function: FAD binding; oxidoreductase activity. The transcript has 3 exons. The annotation marks the transcript as partial. The record is from RefSeq and is a predicted model, not a curated record.
AUGAAGCUCUCGCCGUCAAAAUAUUUACCCGUUCUUCUGGGAACUUUGUCUUUAACCAUUGCGAACCCAUCAGCCGAUUGUAAAUGCUUCCCUGGCGACGACUGCUGGCCUUCGGCGGCGGAAUGGAAAGCCCUCAACACCUCCGUUUCAGGGAACCUUAUCAAGACUGUUCCUCUUGGUGCGCCAUGCCAUGACCCGAUGUUUAAAGGGGACGUAUGUCAAUCUCUGAGGCAACAGUGGCAGAAUGCUACAAUUCACUGCGACCCAUUUCAACCACGGAUUCGUCCAUGCGAGCUAGGUAACUAUGUUUCUUAUGCUAUUGCUGCUGAGACAACUUCCGAUGUCCAAAACGCGAUAGCUUUCGCACGUGCAAAUCAUAUUCGCCUCGUUAUUCGCAACACUGGCCAUGACUAUCUGGGUCGCUCGACAGGCGCAGGCGCGCUUGGCGUGUGGACGCACCACCUCAAAAACAUCGAGUUUGUGGAUUGGGAUGAUGAUACUUAUACAGGUAAUGCUGUCAAGUUAGGUGCCGGUGUCCAGGGAUUUGAGGUCCUAGAAGCAGCCAGAAGUCGAGGGCUUGUGGUUGUUGGUGGAGAGUGCCCUACCGUUGGUAUCGCUGGUGGCUACUCUCAGGGAGGUGGCCAUUCUGCACUUUCCACAAGUUUUGGUUUAAGUGUUGAUAAUGUUCUCUCAUGGGAG